Messenger RNA from Lactuca saligna, 1118 nucleotides. Lineage: Eukaryota; Viridiplantae; Streptophyta; Magnoliopsida; Asterales; Asteraceae. The record is from the annotation of a GenBank genome assembly.
AAGGAAUCGCUCUUUUUCCUUGUCGUUCUCCGUUUUACUCCUCUCUGUAAAUCCAUACUCAAUUUCCCAUUUCCACCCGCGCGCAAACUGCCGAAAGUGAAAGAUUACUCAAUUUUGUUACCACACACAGACAGAGUUGGAAACAUUAGAAGCGAUCAUGGUGAAGCUGACAGUCGUUGGAAGGGUGAAUGACGGAUUGCCCAUUUCACGAGGGCCCUUAUAUGAAGAAGACGGCGACAAUUCCAUCUACAAGCAACAUGCAGAGUUCUUGCUUCAUGAAAUCUCCAUGGCGGCUUUGCCACCUUCCGCCACCACAAUCCUCCUCCCUCACCACCAUUGCUUCAACUAUGUGGUGAAGAAUGGGGUUUGCUUCAUUACUUUGUGUGAUGCUUUAUAUCCAAGGAAGCUUGCAUUCCACUACCUUCAAGAUUUGCAAAAGGAGUUUGACAAGAUUGAUCAAAACCUUGUUAAACAGAUCACCAAACCAUACAGCUUUAUCAAAUUCAAUAACAUUAUUUGCAAUAUCAGAAGACAAUAUAUGGAUACAAGAACUCAAGCAAACUUAUCGAAGCUAAAGGCCAACCACAAACAAGAAUUACAUGUUCAUACCGAACAAAUGUCUCUAGUUGUUGAAUGGCGGAGAAGAUCAGAUAUGCUGGAGAGAAUGAUGAAAGCACAUAAAAGUGCUUUCUCAGUGUGGGGAUCCGAGACUCUUGAGGUUAUUGCAGUGAAAUGGACACCGAUUACAAUCAUCUUCAUUGUUUCAUUUGUUCUCUUAUGGAGCAGCUUUAAACAAUGAGAAUCUGUAAAUUCCAUCCCUUAAAUGACAAAAACAGUAAGCUUGGAUGUGGAGCAACCAUGAGAGAAGAAUUUGUUUGUACAUUAUCAGCAUGAAUAUAUCUCAAGAAAAUCAAAAUAUUGAGGAUUUUGUCUCCAGAAUAUUGUUGUUGUGUAUUUUGUGUAUAUGUUCAGUUAGUACUUGUAAAUGUAUUGGGUCAUUCAUUCAUGAUCCUGAGUUUUUAAGUCAUUAGUUAACAAGUUUCCAUAGAAGUAGUUCAAGAAUUCUUUUAUGUAAUGCUUUUGAAAAUCUUUCUAAUUAUAAUGAUAAAAAAAGACAG